Messenger RNA from Kazachstania africana CBS 2517, 1128 nucleotides. RefSeq lists its product as uncharacterized. Gene Ontology annotation, cellular component: mitochondrion. Lineage: Eukaryota; Fungi; Ascomycota; Saccharomycetes; Saccharomycetales; Saccharomycetaceae. The record is from RefSeq and is a predicted model, not a curated record. Gene Ontology annotation, biological process: L-valine biosynthetic process; L-leucine biosynthetic process. Bases 1 to 1128 code for a protein of 375 amino acids. Gene Ontology annotation, molecular function: branched-chain-amino-acid:2-oxoglutarate transaminase activity. The transcript has a single exon.
AUGAAGACACCAUUAAAUUCGUCGAAUUUACAAAUUACCAAGAACCCAAGCCCAUCCAGACCAAGACCAAAUGAUCAGUUACAAUUUGGCAAGACUUUCACCGAUCAUAUGUUAAUAGUCGAAUGGAACGCAAAUGAAGGCUGGGGUAAUCCUCAAAUUAAGCCAUACGGUCCAUUCAGUCUAGACCCAUCUUCUGUAGUAUUCCACUAUGGAUUCGAAUUGUUUGAAGGUAUGAAGGCUUACAGAACCGUCGACAACAAGAUUACUUUAUUCCGUCCUGACAAGAAUAUGAAACGUAUGAAUGAAUCUGCUGCUAGGAUCUGUUUACCUGAGUUUGACGGGAAUGAGCUAAUUAAGUUAAUUGGAAAACUGAUUGAAUUAGAUAAGCAUUUAAUUCCUCAGGGCGAGGGCUAUUCUUUAUAUAUUAGGCCUACGAUGAUCGGCACAAGUGAAACAUUGAGUGUAGUGUCUCCCGACAAAGCAUUGCUUUAUGUUAUUUGUUCUCCGGUUGGACCGUACUACAAGACUGGCUUUAAGGCUGUAAAACUAGAGGCAACUGACUAUGCUACCAGGGCUUGGCCUGGUGGUUGUGGUGACAAGAAAUUGGGUGCUAACUAUGCGCCCUGUGUAUUACCACAAUUGGUAGCUGCUCAAAGAGGGUACCAACAAAACCUGUGGUUAUUUGGUCCAGAAAAAAAUAUUACUGAAGUGGGAACAAUGAAUGCCUUUUUUGUCUUUUCAAAUCCAAAUACAGGUAAAAAUGAACUAGUUACGGCACCCUUAGAUGGAACCAUUUUGCCUGGUGUCACAAGAGAUUCAAUUUUAGAAUUGGCCAGGAAAAGACUAGAUCCUCAUAGAUGGGAAAUUAAUGAACGUUACUGCACUAUUUUUGAACUAUCUGAGAAGUCUAAGAACGGGGAACUAGUUGAGGCAUUCGGUUCAGGUACAGCAGCAAUUGUUUCACCAAUUAAAGAAAUUGGCUGGAAAAAUGAAAAAAUCCAGGUUCCUUUGAGCCCUGGAGAAGAAACAGGACCUUUCACCAAAGAAGCGGCUCAGUGGAUUUUGGAUAUUCAGUACGGGAAAGUCACACAAGGAAACUGGUCAGAAACUGUUGCUGACCUAAACUGA